UUGCCAAUUACAAUGAAUAUUUAAUAGGCUUCAAACACAGUUGGUACCUCCUCUCUCUUAUAUAUCCACUUCCCAUAAGCAGAGCAGCCAGUUCUUUCAUCACUGCAUUCCUUUGAGCCAGAGAACUUGGUAGCCAAACAUGUUCCAAACUGAUUCAGCGUCCAGUUUUCCAGCUUUUGUCCACAAGAGAAGAGGAGAAGCGGAAUAUCACCGAACAUGCCGUCUGGACACAAACAAUCCACAGAGCGUCCUGCAUGUCGUUGGCACAUCUUUAAAGGCGAAUUUGAACAGGAGCGCCCCUCCUGGCUCCAACUUCUUCUCAGUGAAGUGCACUGCCAAUGUUAAAUUCGAACUCAGCCCUCCACCUGGGGAGUCAUCCCAUCGGGCCCUGGUACCCCUCUGUGGAAACUCAGUCAUACUCAUCAGCAUGAGCCAUGCCAGCCAAUCUGAAAAAGAUGAUAAGCUGUCUGUCCGCUAUUAUGGAAGUGGAAGUACCAGGAAGGUUUUGGGGACAGCAGUUCUGCAUCUUACUGCCAUUGAGAUCUCUCUUGACGUGGAUGCUGACAGAGAUGGCAUUGUGGAGAAAAACAACCCGCACAAGGAAUCAUGGGCAUGGGGUCCCAAUGGGCAUGGAGCUAUCCUGCUGGUCAACUGUGAUUCAGAAAAGACAUACAACAAGUCACUAGACAGUGAGGAUCCCCGCAUAGUCAAAGUGGCAGAUCUUAAGGACAUGUCACUCAUGGUGCUGCGGACCAGAGGACCUCCUGAACUCCCAGAAGGCUACAAACUCACCAUGCACAUCUCUCAGGGAGACGCAGAGAGUGUUCGAGUCUUCAGAGCUGCAUCCCAUGAAGUGGUUAAGAACAGCCUGCACAAAAUUUUUAGUUCUUUUGUAAAGGACUAUCCAUUGGUGCUAAGCAGUGAGGUGCUGUCCCAGGAAGUGCCUUAUCUUGGAGGCUCAGCGGAAAUGAACUUCUAUGUGGAGGGUCUGAGGUUUCCUGACAAGGACUUUGAUGGGCUCAUCACCAUCAACCUUAGCUUACUGCAGCCAGUGAAAGAGGGCAUUCCUGAGACACCCAUUUUCACAGACAAAGUGGUGUUCAGAGUGUCACCAUGGAUCAUGACACCCAACACCCUCCAGCCUGUGGAGGUGUUUGUCUGCAGUACGUCUGAUAACUACCAGUUCCUCAAAGGAAUGAAGACUCUUGUUGCACGUUGUGGGUACAAGCUGAAGAUCUGCCAUGAAUACCUGAACAGAGGAGAUCGCUGGAUGCAAGAUGAACUGGAAUUUGGUUACAUUGAUUCACCCCAUCACUCUUUUCCUGUGGUUUUGGAUUCCCCCAGAGAUGGAGAUCUUGAUGACUUUCCUUAUGAUGAACUACUGGGCCCUGACUUUGGGUAUGUGACCAGAGUGGCUUGCAGAAAAGAUGUGAGCAGCCUGGACUCGUUCGGUAAUCUGGAGGUCAGCCCUCCCGUCACAGUGAAUGGAAAAAAAUACCCUCUGGGCAGAAUCCUCAUUGGGGUUGCCUUCCCAACGGCAACAAAGGGAAGAAACAUGACCAAAGUGGUUCAAGACUUUUUGUGGGCUCAGAAGGUUCAGGAGCCUGUUGCCUUGUUUUCUGACUGGCUCUGUGUUGGUCACAUCGAUGAAUUCAUGACCUUUGUUCCGGCUCCCGACAGAAAGGGCUUUCGCCUGCUGCUGGCCAGCCCAGACGCAGGCUACAAAUUAUUCAGAGGACUUCAUAAUGAUGGGCAUGGACAAGCCAAGAUGUUUGAUGGUGUGAAAAAUGAGGUGCAUGUGACAGUGGAUGAUAUCUUGAGGGAUGAAAAUCUACGAGAUGAAAAUAACUACGUCCAGAGCUGCAUUGACUGGAACAGGGAUGUUCUGAAAAGAGAGCUGGGCCUGGAUGACGAUGACAUUAUUGACCUCCCAAUUCUUUUUAAGCUGGAUGACGAGGAUGGCUCCAGAGCAGUGGCUUACUACCCUGAUAUGGUCAACAUGAUCGUUUUGGGGAAAAACCUCGGCAUUCCAAAGCCGUUUGGCCCCAAGGUGAAUGGACGCUGUGCCCUGGAGACCGAGAUGUGCUCCCUGAUGGAGGGUCUGGGCCUCAACUGCACCUUCAUUGACGACUUCGCCUCCUACCACAAACUGCUGGGAGAGGUGCACUGUGGCUCCAAUGUCCUCAGAAAGCCUUUUGACUUCAAAUGGUGGAACCUUGAGCUGUGAAUUAAAACCUAAAAAAGGUCAAAGCUACAAUCCUUAAGGAUUCAGUUCAGCAAAUAUUCUACAAUAUCACAGGUUAGACUUCUUUAAAUGACAAUUAUUCUUCUUAUAACACCAUUUUGAUCAAAUUUCAACAAUCAAAUUAAAAGCAAUUCCUUGUUUCAACACUUGAAUCAGUCAUGCAUUUAUGUCAAUCUGCAUUUAAGAGAUAAAUCUGACACAGUGUAUAAAGAGUGAAUAGUAAUCAGCAAAGCUACACACCAUGCACACCGCUUUUCCUGUGAAUUAUUUUAAGAGAAAAAUCUUUUUUUUUUCCUGUCAGUCAUAGUGUGCGUGGAAGCAAUUACUUAAUAAGCUCCAACAUGUACAUGGAGCCAAUGAAGGUGCCAAAUUUUCAAGUGGCAUAAAAUGGCUUUGUCUGUAGAAUUAUUACCUAAAACACAUGGGGUUCAAAAAGUUCCACAAAUCAGUAAAUUAAAUUUGUCGGUAAACAUAUACAUAAUGUGAUAAAUUAAAUACAUGCAAUUUAUUGAAUGCACCAAUGAUUUAAAAAGAACAAAAUGUACUUUUAAUUUGCUCAUCUUAAAGCAUUUAGAAUUAUCUCAGUGGUUUAUUGGAUUUCAUUGUCUAAUAAUUGCCAUCAUGAAUUAAUUUUAUCUGUCAAAUUUACAUUUUAUAGACUGCUCUACCCAAGUUGUCAGUUUAAAUUAUUUCACGAUGUACUGCAGCUUAUAUGACACACAAAAUAAAGUUAAACUAAAAUGAUUGUAGAUGAUUUUAUCACAGGCUUACAGUAACAUUUAUAUACGCCUCUGAUGUUAGUUUUAUUUAAAUUAUCACAUUUGGUGUACAUUUAUUUGACAAAUUUAUUUGGACUUUAUCAUUUUUGAACAAUAGGAAGUAUACUGUUUGUUAUCUGUUUAGAACAUCUGCUGCCAGGUUGCUAAAUAACUUUCUUCUCUUACCAGAUAGUUUCAUAAUAGUAUCUCACUAUCGUAACAAUCAGCACUGAGAAUAAAUUACUCUGGGGCUCGUGGUGUUCAUUUUUAUUAAACCUUCUUGAUUCCAUUUACAAAAAAAGAUGAAAAGCAAUAUUUACAAACAAGUUGUUUUUUUUUUAACAAGGGUUUAAGCCAACAGUUGAUGAGAACAGAAAUAGAAUAAUUUGAAUUAAGCACAGCAAAUUUCUUUCUAUGUUUUUGUGGCCGAUAUACACUGGUAUACAGUGCAAACACGUACACUCGAAUGAUGGUACCACAUAUAAUAUGCAAUAACAAUAUCGAGCCACAAGAGGGCAGGCGUUACCUACUCCAGUCUUUUCAAUAUCCAAGUUUUUUUUCUUAAAGAUCUGCUUAAAGGAUAUUUUUGCAUUAUAUUUACUAGUUUUUAUCAUUUAUUUUUCUAUGCCACUUUAUUUUUGUCACUAUAAAGAGCCUUAAUGAAUACAUUAUAUGCUUUGCUUCUGUCUUAAAAUUCUUUUUUCUUUGUAUGCAAUAUAAAUGCUUCCAUCUAACUACAUAAUAAAUAUAUUCUGAAAAUUUA
This is a messenger RNA of Poeciliopsis prolifica (blackstripe livebearer), 3766 nucleotides long. RefSeq names its product peptidyl arginine deiminase, type II (gene padi2). Bases 140 to 2227 code for a protein of 695 amino acids. Gene Ontology annotation, cellular component: cytoplasm. Gene Ontology annotation, molecular function: calcium ion binding; protein-arginine deiminase activity. Lineage: Eukaryota; Metazoa; Chordata; Actinopteri; Cyprinodontiformes; Poeciliidae. The record is from RefSeq and is a predicted model, not a curated record. The transcript has 16 exons.